AUGAGCAAAGAAACACGGAAACCACAGCAUCAUCCUAAAACUGGAUAUUUUAUUUUUUUGUUGGCUUUCACCUCCGUUAUCGGAGGAUUUCUCUUUGGUUACGAUACAGGGAUUAUAUCCAGUGCGAUGUUGUAUAUAGCCGAAUAUGAGGGAAUGAAACCAAUUGGCUCUCUUUGGAAAGAAAUCAUUGUUAGUUUAACACCAGGAUUAGCAGCGUUUGGAUCACUAAUAGCUGGCCCAGCUUCUGAUCAUUUUGGUCGGAAGAAGGUUAUAAUUGUAUCAAGCAUUAUAUUUGCUAUAGGAUCUGCUAUGUGUGCAAUAGCCAUUGAGAAAGUCACCCUUUUAAUUGGAAGAAUGAUUCUUGGAGCUGCGAUUGGCAUUUCAUCGAUGAUUGUACCGAUAUAUGUCAGUGAGACAUCUCCAUCGCAUAUAAGAGGAACUCUUGUUACAGGGUUUCAACUUAUGAUAACCUUUGGCUUAAUGGCUUCUAAUCUCAUCGCUGGCAAGAAACAUCUAAUCACGUGGAACUCUCCGGAUAACCAAUAUUUCAAUCAGAUUGACUAUAUAUUGGUCAAUCACCGCUGGAAAAGUUCUGUGCUUGUUAGUCGUUCUUAUCGGGAUGCUGAAACUGGUAAUCGCCAUAGACCAGAUUAG
This is a messenger RNA of Dracunculus medinensis (Guinea worm), 654 nucleotides long. The record is from the annotation of a GenBank genome assembly. NCBI's taxonomy places the organism in Eukaryota, Metazoa, Nematoda, Chromadorea, Rhabditida, Dracunculidae.